AUGUCUCGAGAAGAAAUUCAAACUCUACCCUAUCUAGAUCUCUCCGCAGUAGUAAAAGAAGAUCUAUGCAUCAGCAUGGCAAAUCCUACUCGUCUACCUCACGUUGUUCCUACAGGUGGAUGGACAUUCAAAUCCGUCUAUUUCCCCGCUAGAACUAUUAUAGGCUGCUCAGCCUACGAGCUCCAUUUCAACGCAGAAGUAUUUCCCAAUCCUUAUGAAUUUCAGUCCGAAAGAUGGCUAGAAGGAAAUGUUUACAGCCGAAGCGAAUGA
Sclerotinia sclerotiorum 1980 UF-70 is the source of this 270-nucleotide messenger RNA. RefSeq lists its product with no specific name. Lineage: Eukaryota; Fungi; Ascomycota; Leotiomycetes; Helotiales; Sclerotiniaceae. The transcript is spliced from 2 exons. Gene Ontology annotation, molecular function: iron ion binding; heme binding; oxidoreductase activity, acting on paired donors, with incorporation or reduction of molecular oxygen. The record is from RefSeq and is a predicted model, not a curated record. The coding region runs from base 1 to 270 and encodes 89 amino acids.